AUGAAGACACCAUUUAUUACGCUAUUCGUCAUCGUUGCUACCGUAGCCGCCGAAUACAUCUCUCAACUCAAACGAGCUCCUCAACCCGCAUGCCCUAAUGCAAAUUAUAAUAUCGGUCAAUCAAGUCCAGGUACCUUAGAUUGUGGUCCAGGUAAGCCACCUUGUGUUGCUGUUCUCAAUUCAGGCAAAAUAAUCAGUCAACCUAUCCCAGCGUUAAAGUGCGACCCAAACGGGAAAGUAUGUCAAUAUCCCGAUAAUUCCAUGUUGACUGUCGAAUGUCCACAAAAAGGCAAAAUUACAGUUCAAUUCUUUGGUGAUGAAAAUCUUGGCAGAGCACAGAAUGAUGUUCAAAAUGCAUUUGCUUAUUUCAUGUCACAGCAUUGUACACGCCCAAGUCGUUUGGAAUCAGCUCAAGCUGGUGAUACAUUUGUGGUUGAUUGUGAUGGUUUGUUACAUGAUCCACGCUAUCUCCUAGGUGGUUGUAUGCCCUACUAUGAUUACAAUCGUAAAGACUCUCCUGCAAGCUUUGGAUGUGGACCCGGAAAAGGCAAGUGUGUUACGAUCGAAGGAAAGGAAGGUAAAAUCCUUUUAGAUCCUAAAUCAAAACAUAAAGGUCCAAUAGCAUGUGAUCAAACAGGAAGGUUCUGCACGUUCAAGAAUGAUUCACGAUUCUUCAUUCAAUGCAAUCAAGGAACAUACAAGGUACACUUUGGCGCAGCAGGAAAAAAGAAUCACUUUGACGGUCCUGUUAGCAAUUCUUAUGGUUAUUGGAUGUCACAAAAAUGCUCAGCUCCAAACGCACAUGACAAUGAGCAACUCGGUGAUCUUUUAGUAGUGAAUUGUAAUCCACUCGGUCCUCAAAAUGUGUGA
Molecule: messenger RNA, 870 nt
Organism: Meira miltonrushii
Lineage: Eukaryota; Fungi; Basidiomycota; Exobasidiomycetes; Exobasidiales; Brachybasidiaceae
Exons: 1
Coding region: 1-870 (289 amino acids)
Source: RefSeq, a predicted model, not a curated record